UAAAACCAGGUGCUUCCACCACCAUUACUCCAUAGAGAAAGCUUGGUUUGCCGCCGCUGCCACCACCACCAUAUUUCUUUUCCUCCUUAAUUAUCAUUUUCAUUGCUCUUGUCAGGUUGCUCUUCUAUACCUUUAUUUUCACUUUAUAAAUAGUGUGUCAGCUAGCAUUUUCCUCUCUUAUUUGUCAAUAAUGGUGAUGGGGCAAAUGAGUAAACAACAUCGACGAGUUUACUCUCUUCAUCCCAUCAAAUUGGCACGUUCUGUGUUUGCAAGAAAAUAUCUAAGUCACUUAUUGCCGGCUCUGAAGAAGAUGUUUGAAGAAAACACCAUUUCCUCAUCGAACAAAAAUGUUGAUGAAGACUACUCUAACUCUAAGUUAGAGAAACUUGUUGGGUACCAAGUGAACAUGGCAAUGGUAUUCUCUGCCUCAACUUAUCAGUUUGCAUGGAGCCGUGCCUUGAAACAACAGCUCCAAACAAGACAUGUACUCAUAUAUGGUGAGGGAUUAUUGCCACGUCAUCAUGUUCCUAAGCCCUUGAACUUUCUCCCAAAUCCCAGUGUUAGUGCCAGCAAGAUGAAGAGGUACUCGAAUCAUAAUAUGUCUAAUAAGGUCAGGCCACAUUUUCUGAAAAGAAAUUUAGCCAUGAAUGGAAAGACAAAGAAAAGCAAAGAGGCAGAGAUUAUUGAGAAGAAGUUGACAUCUCUAAGACGGCUUUUACCGGGUGGGAAUGAGAUGGGUGAAGAAAAUGAAUUGUUGGCAGAAGUAGGAAGCUACAUUUCUUGUCUCCAGCUACAGGUGAACAUUCUUAGGUGUCUAGUGGAAACUGAUCAGUUGAUUAAUUAAGUAGUUAAUUUAGUGGUCUAUAAGUAUAACCUUUCUAUUGUGAAAUUAUGCAUUCAUAUAUAGCAGGGUAACAAGUUGUACACUUAUUAUAUGUGGUCAAGUUUAUUUCUUGAUUUAUUUUGAUUGCAUAUUGCUAUGGUUAAGUUAUAUUAUGGUGAUGUUGUGCAUAAGGUUAAACCCAGUAUUUUCGGGUUUCUUAUGGGCUGUGUCCCUGGGGAGUAAUUAUGAGGAAUGUCGAACCAAUAGGGUGUUCGUUGGAUUGGCCUACUUCCAACUGAUCCUGAGUUCAAACUCCCAUUGUACGGUUGGCAAAAAGAUAAUUAUCAGGAAUGUUGACUUAGCAUAAGGUAAAUUCUUGCAGCGGAUGUGCACGAGCUAAUGAAUAGUUUAGUUAUUUUUUCUAUUAAUUAUGCUCCGAGAGAAUGUAAUAAUGUGUCUCAUAG
Molecule: messenger RNA, 1287 nt
Organism: Prunus mume (Japanese apricot)
Lineage: Eukaryota; Viridiplantae; Streptophyta; Magnoliopsida; Rosales; Rosaceae
Product: transcription factor/transcription regulator
Biological process (GO): regulation of DNA-templated transcription
Source: RefSeq, a predicted model, not a curated record